CGGCGCGCGCGCAUGCGCCCUGGGGCGCCGUGUCGGAUGUCACGUGACCUGAGGUAUUAUGGAGGAAGGAACUGCGAUGCGUAUUUCACGAAAACAUGUUGUUUUUUUACGCAUAACUUCGGUUUUAUAGAUCAUAUCGCGCCCAGAUUUCGGCAGGCGACAGAGUGAGUUCCCCCGACCGUUCCUGCGGAGUUUGCCGGGGAAGCCGCCAUGAUGUCUGCUGGCGGGGACACUCCCGAGGACGUGCGGAAACACGGAUACCUGCGGAAACUCAAGGCGAGGUGGACGUUGAGACAAGACUAUUUGUAUGUAGGGACGAUGAAGAAGCGUUACUUCGUUCUUCACGCGAAGAGCAGCGCGGGGGCCGCCCGGCUGGAGUAUUUCGACAACGAGAAGAAAUGGCGUCACGGCGCGGCGCCGAAACGCACGAUUUUCCUGCACCACUGCUUCAACAUCAACAAGAAGGACGACGGGAAGCACAAACACAUGAUCGUGCUGUACACGCGCGACGAGUGCUUCUCAUUGGUCGCUGACACUGCCGACGAACACGACACGUGGCUCGCCGUGCUCAAGGACCUGCACGAGUCGGGCUCGCAGGAGGGCUUCAUCAGUAAACAAAACUUUGAACAUGUGUGGCAGGUGACGCUGAAGCCAAAAGGCCUGGGCAGCUCCAAGAACCUGACUGGGCAGUACCGCCUCUGUCUCACAGCCAACAGCAUCACUCUGCUCAAGAUGAACUCUGAGGAACCGGCUAUGGACUUCCAGUUAACCCAGAUCCGGCGGUGUGGCCACGUGGAAAGUUUUUUCCUGAUGGAAGUCGGCCGCUCGGCGGUGACUGGCGCCGGUGAACUCUGGAUGCAGGUCGAGGACACGCUGGUCGCACAGAACAUGCACGAGGCCAUCCUCAGCUCGAUGAAAGCCAUCAGUUCAGACGACGAGUUCCGGCCGCGCAGCCGCAGCUCCGGUUCGUCCAACCCGCUGCCGGUUCCCGCGGGGCGGCGCAUGACCGGGACCGUCCCCACCAUGGCGCUGAGCCACACCCUCCCCACCCGCAGCCGCAUGCGCUGCGACUCCCUCCCCACCGCCCCGGGGAGAGGCGGCGCCAGGUACCGCACCACCAGCGAGGGCGAGAUGAAGACCAACAGUCCUGUCAGCCCCAGCAGAAAUCGGACACGGUUAUCAGCGAUCCACCAGCGGAGCAGCCCGCGGUCCGUCAUCGGGUCCCACGGCAUGUUCAACCGCUCCGUGUCGGCCGCGGGCUCCCUCUCACAGUCCCCCAUCUCAGGCAGCCCGCUCAGCCCCAGCCCGACAGGCUUCGCGUCGGACCAGUACGCCCACCCACUGCCGAUCAGCCGGGGCCUGAUGGAGUACACCAGCGACGGGAGUACGGUCUCCAUGGACGAGUAUGACUCCAGCCCAGCCUCCAGCGAUCACUAUUUGCAGCGGUACGUCCCCUCCGGCCGAAGCCUGACCCCAGACUCCCCCAGCCACACGCCCAUCCGAGAGGAAGGUGGGGGGGACGGAUAUGUUCCUAUGGCACCUGCAUUCCCAGGUGGCUACCCCACGCGGUCGGCGCCCCAGGACGUGGGUUACCCGACCCGCUCCACACCCCAGGAGGGGUCGUACAUGCCGAUGUCGGGCGGGAUCGGGCGCGGGAGCCCCACGACGCUGAGCUCGCGGCUGGAGGACGGGUACAUGCCGAUGUCGCCGGGGACCCCGCCCACGACAACCGACAUGAGACUGGACGAGUCCUACAUGAGCAUGAGCCCUUCGAGUGUUUCGGCGCCACGACAGAUAGUCACCCGUCGCCCAGCCAACGGCGACCCGUACGUGACGAUGUCACCGGGAAGCCGGUCACCUGACCACGCGGAGUACAUGCAGAUCUGGGCCAAUCAGAGACCGGAUAACAGACAGAACAACAACAACAACGAUGACUCAUCCUAUAUGAGCAUGUCUCCAGUGGCACAGGCACUGCCAAACACUUCAAUUCCAGACACGUAUAUCGUGUACUCCCCGUCCGCGGAAUCGUCCCCGCCGGCUGCCGUAAUCGAGAAGGGUCAGAUGGAGGCUACGGACGGCUACGUUCACAUGGAGAUGCAGCCGCGCAGAACCGGCACAGAAACCGCUCGCAGAACCGGACAAACGACCCAGGACGACAACUACAUGGCCAUGGACUUCGGCGCGAAGGGCUCGGAGCGGCUGUCGGCGUCGGAGCGGUUAUCGUCGUCUCUCCCCGCAGAGCACCAUCUAUCGUCAUCGCCGGGGGGAACCAACCGUCCAACCACGCUCAGGCUGACCAAUCAGCACGAGUACAUCAACGUGACGCCCACCGCCGCACCCAACGACGGCUACGCGGUCAUGGACUACAUAUCGGGUGACGGCGGGGUCGCGUCCUCAGACGAGUCGCGAACCUCCGCGGCUGACGGGAAAACGUCGACAUCUGAGUCCGGGAUCUAUUCGGGUGAGGAAUCUGGCCGGCCGCGCAGCCCGGGCGAGUACGUCAAUAUCGAUUACAGUACCAAGGGCGCGGACGGGCCGGGCUCAGAAGGGGACGGCUCCGAGUACAUGAACUUGACAUAUCCGUCGGAGAAGCCCUCGCCAAAGAUCCACGUGAGCGAUUACUCGCUGAUGGCGCCGGUGAGCAUCGCGGAGCGUCCGGAGAAGGGCGCGGGAAAGUCUCCGGGGCUGCUGAAGCAGGACAGCCUGACCAGCGAGGACGAGGGGCUGUCGUCUCAAGGGGUAAUCCGACACUCCCCGGUGUUCAGCACGUCCGCGGACAUCUCCGUGGUGAAGAACUCGAAGGAGAGUCCGGAGGGCGGCGCCAGCCCCGUAACCGUGGAAACUGCAGCCGGUGCCAGCCCAGUAACCGCGGUAACCGGCGCCAGCCCGGUGUCAGGCAGUUCGUACGAGAACGUUUCACUGGGGUCGCGUCAGGGCGGCGGGCUGACCCAGUCUUCCCAGCCGGGCUCGCGGCACUCGUCCGUCAGCAGCGAGAAGGAACUCAACUACAUCUCGCUGGACCUGCCCUCCGACGAGGGCGAGGGCGCCGCCGGCGACGACAACCCCGUCGCCAAGGCAACGCGCUCGCCGCGCAGCAGCGUGAGUUCGGAGGACAAGGCUGACGAGAAUCCGUACGCCAGCAUCGACUUUACUAAAUCCGAGGGGCUGCGCAACACCUCGCCCAAGUACCACGAUCGGGACGGCAGAUUCUGAUCACCAUGGUAACCAGGGGUGUCGUCAUGGUUACCAUGGGAGGGUGUCUGCCGCAGAAAGCGAGAACUUCUGUACAAAGACUUUGUUCAGUGAUCCUUCUGUAUGAACUUGUAAGAAGCUGAUUUGUAAGUAUUUGGGCCGUGUCCUGUGCAUUCUGCAGCGCCUCGGGUCUGCACUUGUGGAAAUACACUGUACAGAGAUAUGACAUGAUAUAUGAUAUGAUAUGAUACGAAAUGAAAUGAAUGAAUUUUGUCCCAUAAUUUCCGCCCUGUGUGGUUCCGGCCCGUGUCCGGGCGGGGCCCAGCCCGUAACCGGGCGCUUCAUGUGCAACAUUUCUGCCGUUGUUUUUACGUCGCGCGCCAGAAAUGCGCUCGGAUCAAGGACUGAAAUUCAAACCUCUCAGAUUACCAGGUCUGUACAGACCAGCCUGGAGA
Molecule: messenger RNA, 3647 nt
Organism: Branchiostoma floridae (Florida lancelet)
Lineage: Eukaryota; Metazoa; Chordata; Leptocardii; Amphioxiformes; Branchiostomatidae
Product: insulin receptor substrate 1-B-like
Exons: 14
Coding region: 211-3213 (1000 amino acids)
Biological process (GO): insulin receptor signaling pathway
Cellular component (GO): cytosol; plasma membrane
Molecular function (GO): phosphatidylinositol 3-kinase binding; insulin receptor binding
Source: RefSeq, a predicted model, not a curated record